AUGCCUACCGCCCUCACCGUCCACGGGCUGCCCGCCUCCGAGAUCCACUCGGCCAUCCAGAAGCUCACCGACAACCUCGUCAACAUCAACGACCAGACCGGCCACUUCCUGCUGCGCCUGCCCGACGGCCGCGUCAUCGACACCAAGGGCUGGAACGACUGGGAAUGGACGCACGGCAUCGGCCUGUACGGCCUGUACCAAUACUACACCCUCACCGCCUCUGAGCCCACGCUCGCCGUCAUCAAGUCGUGGUUCGCCGGCCGCCUCGCCGAGGGCACCACCAAGAACAUCAACACCAUGUCCGUGUUCCUCACCCUGGCCUACCUGUACGAGGACCCGCGCCUGCGCGACGACACCUGGCGCCCCUGGCUCGAGUCCUGGGCCGAGUGGGCCAUGCACGACCUGCCGCGCACCCCCUUCGGCGGCUUCCAGCACAUCACCUACCUCGAGGAGAACCGCGGCCAGCUGUGGGACGACACGCUGAUGAUGACGGUGAUGCCGCUGGCCAAGAUCGGCCUCGUGCUCGGCCGCCCGCACUACGUCGACGAGGCCAAGCGCCAGUUCCUCGUGCACAUGCAGUUCCUGUUCGACAAGGACACGGGCCUCUUCUUCCACGGCUGGCAGUUCGAAAAGGGCGCCGGCCCCAAGGGCGGGCUGGGCCACAACUUCGCCCGCGCCCGCUGGGCCCGGGGCAACGCGUGGGUCACCAUCGUGAUCCCGGACUUCAUCGAGCUGCUCGACCUGCAGCCGGGCGACGCGACGCGCGAGUACCUGCUCGACGUGCUGCGCGCCCAGGUCGACGCCCUCGCCGCGCUGCAGACGCCCGACGGCCUGUGGCGCACCCUGCUCGACGAGCCCGAGGCCGCGGGCAGCUACGUCGAGGCCUCGGCCACGGCCGGCUUCGCCUACGGCAUCCUCAAGGCCCUGCGCAAGCGCUACCUGCCCGCCGACGGCGGCCGCUACGAGGACGUGGCCAUGCGCGCCACAAAGGCCGUCCUCGCCAAGAUCAGCCCCGACGGCGAGCUGCUCGACACCAGCUUCGGCACCGGCAUGGGCCGCGACUACAAGCACUACUUUGACAUCGAGUGCACGAGCAUGCCCUACGGCCAGGCCAUGGCCAUCAUGACUCUCGUCGAGUUCUUGAGGUUAUACGUUUGA
Molecule: messenger RNA, 1158 nt
Organism: Diplodia corticola
Lineage: Eukaryota; Fungi; Ascomycota; Dothideomycetes; Botryosphaeriales; Botryosphaeriaceae
Product: glycosyl hydrolase family 88
Exons: 1
Coding region: 1-1158 (385 amino acids)
Biological process (GO): carbohydrate metabolic process
Source: RefSeq, a predicted model, not a curated record